Messenger RNA from Anastrepha ludens (Mexican fruit fly), 12920 nucleotides. Its product is annotated as proteoglycan 4. The record is from RefSeq and is a predicted model, not a curated record. The transcript has 6 exons. NCBI's taxonomy places the organism in Eukaryota, Metazoa, Arthropoda, Insecta, Diptera, Tephritidae. The coding region runs from base 4601 to 9352 and encodes 1583 amino acids.
CACAUCCUUAAGUUAUCGGGGUCCACAUUUGGGGCGAUAUCUCGAGACCCUAGUCACGGAACGGUAUGAAAAAUACUCUAUACUAUAGAUCUCAUCAACAGCUUCCAUUUGCUACCCAUAUUGUACGAACACAUCCUUAAGUUAUCGUUGCCCACAUUUUGGGCGAUAUCUCGAGACCCUAAUCACGGAGGGGCAUUAUAUGUAAAUACUCUAUACUAUAGAAUCAUCAGCAGCUUCCAUUUGCUACCCAUAUUGUACAAACACAUCCUAGGGUUACCCGGGUUCACGUUUUGGCCUAUUUCUCGAGACCCUGGUAUCCGAUUCUUAAAAUUUUAAAACACAAACCAUCUACUGUAUAGUCCAAACAAAGCCUAAAAAUUUGGUUUGGAUAGGUGAGCCCGUUCUUGAGUUAUAAGAUUACCAAGGAAAUGUAACUUCUUUUUAUAUAUAUAGAUAUAUAAUUGGCGCGUACACCCUUUUUGGGUGUUUGGCCGACCUCCUCCUCUUAUUUGUGGUGUGCGUCUUGAUGUUGUUCCACAAAUGGAGGGACCUACAGUUUUAAGCCGACUCCGAACGGCAGAUAUUUUUAUGAGGAGCUUUUUCAUGGCAGCAAUACACUCGGAGGUUUGCCAUUGCCUGCCGAGGGGCGACCGCUAUUAGAAAAAUCUUUUUCUUAAUUUUGGUGUUUUACCGAGAUUCGAACCUACGUUCUCUCUGGGAAUUCCAAAUGGUAGUCACACACCAAUCCAUUCGGCUACGGCGGCCGCAGUUGACUGAAGUAGGUCGGGUUAAAUAAUUUAUUAAUUUUUUUAAUUUCGUGUAGUUGAACUUAAGGAGGAAAUAUGGAGGUUAGAAAAGGUAACCCUUAGUACGCCACAAAAAAGCCUAUGACUUGGUGGUUUUGCGCUUUUGAGCCGUGACUGAAACAUUUGCUACUCGCUGCGCUGCUGUUGCCAAACAAACUCAACUAUGUAUUUUGAUAAUAACUACCACAAUUUAUUGUACCACGAAGCCGUAGCUGUGCAAUAGUAUAUUAAGUGAAAAAUAUUUUAGUUUUUAUUAUUUAUUGAGGUAGAAGAAUUGAGGAAUGACUCCAAUGCACAUUGAGAUGAGAUACUUUUUAAAUGCAAGGUUUUCAGUGUUGCAUUUUUAUUUCUUAAGCCCCUUGAAUGAUUAAAGGAUAUCUUCUGCAUUUUUUAUUAGCACAGCUUAGUUGUGCAGUUGUGCAAUUUUAAUUUAUUGGCUAAAAUGCUGUCUUUGCACUUUGCCAGUAACUAACCUUACAUAAAUUUCUCGCCAGACAAACUACCACCACCAUCAGCACAGCUAUUGACCAGCAACAAAUAACUCGCUGACCUAUUUUCACCAUUUUGUUGUGGUCAUUGAUCUAUCGGCACCCACACACAUACCUCCCAGUAUGCAGCACUACUGCCAACCAGUAAUCGAUUUUGAUUCGCUGGCUCAGCAGCAGAGCGCGUCGCAUGUCCGACUGGCAUGACAAUUAAAAACUAAUUAAUAUUAGCAAAUUUACUCCUAUAAAAGCACUAUUAUUAACACGCUAAACUAUAACAUGACAAUAACGCGAUAAAAGCCAAUAAUAGGUGUUCGAAUAUGCGAAUAUUUGUUGUUACAUGGGAGAUAUUUCAUAAAAUUACGAAAAUUAAUCAAGCGAACAGAGCGUCGGAUAUAAAAGUAGUUCAACCGCCAAAAUGUGUUAAUAAACAAACAAAAUAGCGCUGGACUUUAAGUUUCAGUUUUCAUGGUCAACCGAAUACUUCGUCUUGUUUGCUGUUCCAUAAAGUUAAUUAUAAUGGAAGCUGGCGUGGUAUGUCAACAUACGAAUAAGAGUAAUGAAGCAGGAAGGCAAAACUUUUGCGCUUAAGAGGAAAAUCUUGAAUUUAUACCAAUUUUUGCUAAUCUUAUUCGCACUAAAAGUGCUUACAUGCGAGUCGCUCCAGUCGCGAGAAAUCAAUGUUACUCAUACGCAGUGCAGUGCCACUAAAGAGUUCCGGUGCCAUUAUCUCUACACGAAAUCCAAAUAACCUUCGCGAAGUCGUACUUAGACUUCAUGUUUGCAUGUUUGUAUGCUAAUGUUGGAUUUCUGCUCAGUUCUUAAUUCCAAAUUUAAUUUCUUUAGUGGGCACUAAUUUAGCUGCUCCAUUUCCGUUUUCCUUCGAAUCACAAACUCGUUUACAAUGGCAACUUUUCACGGCUGCUAAUCUUAACCACAUUUGGUGUCUAUGUACCAUUAAAUAUUGCCUGUGUUUUGGUAUUCGACACCGAGUGUGCGGCUACAUGCAAAUGGAUGAAUGUUCCUUGUAUAUCAACCUUUAAUGGCAUUUGGCUAAAGUUUUCCAGGAGUAAACAGGUUGAUUUACAAAAGUUUGCUUAUUUAUUUCGUGAAUGAAUAAAUGCAUACGAAAUUUUCAUUGACAAGGACCGAAAUUGGAAAUUGGUUGAAGUAAAAAUUUGUUGUGAUUGUUAUCUGCUGGCGUUGGGGUGAAGUGGUUGCAUUAUUUCGUAAGUUAUUUGUGUUGAUGUAACAUUUGUGGUUGAAUGUUUGCAUAUUUUAUUUUUCAUACAUGAUCUUCUUUUCACGCCUCACCUUCCUUUGAGAGCAAACAUAUCUAAAUUAUCUGAAGAAAAGCUUGAAAUAUUCAUAGUUUGUAAAGUUAGGGAAAUGCCGCCAAAAACGUAAUUUUGACAAACUGUACAAAGUUCAUUAUUUGCUAAACAAAUAAUUUAAUGAGAUUUUUUCGAUGCCUACCUGUUAACAUACAUUACCAGCUUACGUCGGAGAACUCUGACUUGCUUUGGAAAUAAGGUUUCAAUAUUUCCCACAGUUAUUCAGGUAUGAAGCGACUAACUUCGUCCAGAUUUUGAGCAAGAAAGUGUAACAGCGUCAAAAUGGCAUAUGCAGAAAACGCCUAUGUUUGAAUCACCUUGUAUAUACAACAAGGUGAAUAGCAGUCAACUGCGCGACUAAUAUAAUUAUUCAGGCAAAGGAGUGUUGGUGCUGUGAGAAUAGUAAACAAGUUUGCUGGCUCAUUUUGCGCUUAAUUCUUUACUUGAAUUGGUUUCCUUGCGCGGCCACAAUACAUUUUUAGUGAUGUGAAACCACAAUGCUUGGUAAUAGUUUUAUACGCCGCAAGGCGACAGUGAUGAAUGGCAGAGUCAGUUACUUCCGUUUUGGGUGACACAGGCGAUUCAAAUAAUAUUAUCGUACGAGUAGGUUUUUAUUUCCAAAAUAGACAGCCGAAAAACUAAGAAAAGUUUCUAGGUCUACUAAAGAGCUGCUCUAACUUUUUUUCUUGCCACUUCUGUCUCAGAUCAAUAAAGUUCUUUGGCAGUCUAUUUAUAUUCCACAAAUACUUUGGGAAAAAAGCUUCUGUUGCCAUUGUUAUAAAAUGGGUUUUAUUGUACAACAUUUUCAGCCCAUUGAUUGUAAUAAAUAUAUGGCGUUGACAACAUUUACCUUUACAUAAAUGCCCCAAAAGACGAGUCUGUCCGUUCCGUUGCUUAAUGAGCCAUAAAAGCGCGUUUUUAAGUGUUUCGAAAGGGUUGUACCAAAAUAGUUCGCGCAAAUAUGUGUGUGCGCGUGUGUGUUGCACAUCGGUGGUUUCUGUGAGUUUUUGUGCUGCAAAAAGUCGUUUUAAAAUUAAGCAGGCGCAGACAGGCCAGACCAAUACAAAAAGGCGCAAAAUUAUAUUGCUUUUUAUAACUUUCGUAGGCAUCGCAUACUUGCGUAUGUUUGUAUGUACAUAUGUUUAUUUGAGUAUAUAUGGCAUUAUUUAUUUCCGUGCCUUUGUAUGCACAUCCGUUGCAUGCAUCAACGGCGACCUGCUCAGCUUGUUGCAUUGUGGGUUACACUUUGGUAAUAACCUCAAGUUUAUUGCCCUCAAGAGCAUUUGGAUAUUUGCGGGGAAGUUCAGCGUGCCCGACCAACAAUGGGCCCGCACAAGCGCGACUCGCUGGUAGGAAAAUACACGCGUGUAAGUGUAGUUGUAGCAAAGGCAUGGUUGCAUGUUCGAAGAAAAUUUUAAGCAAAUGAAAGAACUAAUAAUUUAAAAACGAUGACUACAUAAAAGAGGCGUUUAAUAGAAGCAAACUGUUUCCCAACAAAAACACAAGUUUGAUAAAAUUGCGAAUAAGAGACACAAAUAGUAAAAAAACUUGAGAAAAAAAUUUAAUUUUGAGUAGCUUUUACAUCGAAAAAAUAGAAAAUAGUCAUUAAAAAUAUAAAAAGAGGCAUUAAAAAUAGAAAGAAAAAAAUUAAAUAGAAAAUAGAAAAGGUCAUUCAAGGUCAUUAAAAAUUGUGCGAAAAAAACAGACACUUUCUCCUAGAAACAAUUGUCAUUCCGGUCGACCAUAUCAGAAAGUGGGAAUCACUAAAAGCCACUGGCGAAAACCAAUUUAACUAUAAACUAACUGUUACUUGUACGUCAGAAACAGCCCAGCCGCGCUUUAUUUCGACUCUGAUGUAUGUAAAGUGUAAAAUUUGUGAUUUAUAGUGGCAGUGUUCUAAUUUAAGCUUCCAUUGCAAAGAAGACUGCACACAAAUAUCACAAUAAACACAACGAAAUAGAAAUAAAUAACUCCAAUGGAUGCGCGCAAACAGAAACGGCUUGGCGCCGCUCCAAUUGCAUCGUUCGAAAAGUCAUUCGAGGAUUCAACGACCACUACCACCAAUGGCAGUACCACCAGUUCUAUCGCCAGUAGUUGCUCAGCCACAGCAAUAACUGUUAUCUCAGCAGUGCCGUUUCCGAGUUCAAUGACGUCCACCGCGUCGCAGGAGCAUGCAGCGCUUGCCAAGGACAUCCACAGCAAUGGCACGAGGACGAUGGAGCCACACGAGCGCAUCAUAAAAACAACAGCAACAGACACAACAAUCACAAUAGGAAAGUCUAGGACUGCUCAGCAACAACAACCCAGCAUUGCUGUAUCGGAGUCGGGGAGCAGUUCUGCCAUCGCUCUAAACAGUAGAUCUAAAUACGAUGGCAACAAUGCGAAGCGUGCACUUCCCCUUAAGGCGACCACCGCCGUCAAUGCCACUAGUAGUGCUGCCCCACUGAGCAGCAGCGACACCCUUGGUCAGCCGCAGCUGCAGCAUCAGCAGGUGGCAGCAGGUGGGGGCGGCAUGUUCAAAGGAGCCACUACGCUCACUACACCUUCGACGCCGCGCAUCGAACUGAGUCGCGCAUCGUCGUCGUCGCAUCACGAAGAGGAUAGCCGGGAAAGCAGUCCGGAGAAUGUGUUCGAGCAGGUUGGCACUGGCACCCUACAGGAAACAAUCGGCAUGGGAUUUCGUGAAGAGGGCGCAUUGGAGUUACGCAGUUCAACGGAGGAAUUGUACUUUAUGGAUCCCGAACAGAAGAAGGAAGAGCAGGCGAAGUUGCAACAGCAGCAAGCAAAGCGCUCCUCGCCGCACAUAUUUAAAUUUGACGAGCAUCAGAGCUAUUUGCAGCAACAUCAGCGUAAGGACUCUGCGAGUUCCGAGGUCGCUGCUCUGCUCUGUAUUUCCGGACGCACAAGUCGCAUUUCUAGUGUCGGCAGUCAAGGUUCAGCUGUGAGUCGUCUUUCGGCUAUAUCGGGCGUUUCGCGUUCGCCUUCACCACAUCGCAUGCUUUUGGAGACAUCAUUUUGUGGGCCAAAGCCAUUGGAAAAUGUAGUAGACGGUCACAUGUCAACCACCAUUGAACCUCCAACGGCUGAGUUACUUGAGCAAGUUUUGUUGGCACGUAAACACGAUCCAACGCAGGCAGUGCUGGCGGAAGGUAUUACCGUGGAAAGUUCGCCUAAAAAGAAGGCAACAUCACUGUUGAACGGUGAAACUAAGCCCUCGUCGAAAAGUGCUAAGAAAGUCGAGCGACCCAGCGCUGUGGCUACUUCUGCCUCUGGUGUUGGAAAGCCAACUAUGGGCUCUCAGCGUCGAAGUACCAAAAGUCCUGGACAGAUGGUAAUUGGAAAGACCCCAAGUGGCACCGAGUAUAUACGCAUUAACCUGAAGCCCGACUACAUGUACGACGAUAGGGGUAUUGCACCUCAUGAAAAAGUUGUAGAGGCUCCGAACAGUAUCGCACCACUUUAUUCGCGUAGUCAGAAAAAACCUGCUUCGCUCAGCUUAGGUCGGACUGCCGUAGACGAGAACCGUCUCACACCUACGGCAAGUCCUAAGCCCGUGCGUCAUGGUGUUUUUGCCAAGGACGCACACGGUAGCCGUUCGCCUUCCCCAGCUACUGUAUCAGUUUCACGGAAAAGUUCGUUUAAUUCAAUAUUUCGCCUUGGCGGCAAGGAUUCACCCGAUUCACCACGCGAACGUUCACGUUCACGUAGCAAAAGUAAAGAACGUCAACCGCCGCAGUCACAAAAUGUUACGCCAAGCAAACAAAAAUCCGUUUUAGCGAUUUUCAAGCCAGGCAAACGUGGCAGUAAUGCGGGAGCUGAUGCUAAAUCUUCGAAGAGUUCCUCGCCAAUCGAUGGCCAUGAACUUCAGCAACAGGCUCAACAAAUGCGCAGCAAGUCACAUACACCAUCAUCAACUACUACUGGCGGAGGGUCUCGGCCUGCGAGCAGAUUACGUUAUUACGAUGAGCCAGUAGAAGGCGUGAUUCAUAUACCUCUUCAUACCCCACCAGAGGAAAAGGAGACACGAAAAUUACUGCAUGGUAUACAACAACUGAAUGCGGAGCCGAUGCGUCCAGUACCAACUGCUAUAACUGCUAGCCAACUGGCCGCGGCUGCUGCAGCUUUGAAGCCGGUGGGGGCUCGUAAGGGUUCGGGGAGUGGCUCAUCAGGAAGCGGUCAAUCUCAGCCACGUUCUCAACAGUUAGACAAAUUGCAGCGCAUUGAAAAUCUCGAUGCCAUACACUCGCUGUCACAAGAUGAUGACAAUAAAGAGCGCACGUGGAGCUUGGAGGUGAACAAGCAUAGUUCACAAGAUUCGCAGGAAACUGCUGGUUCUGAAGCAAGUUACGCGAGCGCCAUCAAAGUAAAUCUUCGUUCAAACUUGGCAAAUGUAAAAGAAAAUGUGGUACAAGAAAAUGGUGUGGCAGCGGAGGCUGAAGUUCAUCGAUUGCCCUCAGUAGAUAGUGGUGGUGAGAUAAAAGUAGUUGAAACGGUAGCCAUGGUGAACGUGAACAUUACGCAAGUUCAGCCCGAAAAAGAACAUUCAAAAGAAAAGCGUCGACUGCUUUUUACCACACGUCUAGGCUCGGGUAGUCAGGAUCAAAUCUUUUCGACGCAAUUUAGUAUUUCAAAGACCGAGAGUCAAUCUAGCCAGCUAUCAGAGCAAGUACAGGAGACAAUAGCUGAAAGUCCUGUGUCAGAAACCCUACACAGGCAAGGCACAGUGAUACGCCGCUCAGAGGAGGAAGUGGAAACCGCUACUCAAGUAAAAGAGUCCAAAGAGCCGACUAAAUUGCCACCCAAACGGCGAAGCUCCACAGAAUCGUCAGCACGUCGUCAGAAGUCGAUCUCUACAUCUGAAGACGAAAAACAUAUUGUGCAAACAACAGUUACUGCAGUGGUUAUGAGGCGUAAAGAAUCCCAUGAGGAACCAAGACGAAAAUCGCGGUCUACAUCCGAAGAGGACGCAGAGGCUGGUGGCGGUGUUCUAAAUCAACGACAUUCGCGUUAUCUGGAAAACUUUGAUGUGCGGAAAAAAUACCACGAAAAUAUACCACGAAAACCGAAACGGCAAAGCGUUUCCGAAACAAAACGUGGUGAGAGCGCAGAGGAGACCGCUAUAGCUGCAAUAGGGCAUCAGGAAUAUCAAAAAAUACCGAAACUACAAAAACAACAGCAACAAUAUCAACAACGUAAGCCAACACUGCCUCAGCCGCCACCACCAUCUACAGCCCCUUCACCUUCACCGCCUCCAACUGCUGCGUCCGCACCGGACAGCCGGUCACCAACGCCUACAAAACGUGCGCCGCGUUCACAAUCCCAGUCACCAAUAGAUCGUUCUGGAAAGCAAACACCCCUUAAACCACCAAGGACCUCGACACCCACUCGCCGCUCACAUGUCGCACCCGAAAGACAAUCAAUGCCUUCAACCGAUGAGCCAGCUGAGUCAUCCGAAAGCGAACGAGACUCAGACUUAGCUGGUGGCUCUUCAGCCGCAACCGAUCCUAAGCGGCGCCACUUGCCACGUCAUGUGGGCGCCAUAGAAGAUCACGAAAGUACAGGACUCGUAUCGCAAGAGUCUUUCGACGAGCUUCCCUACGUGCCCACCACCCUACCAGAGGAGCGCGCACAAGGUAUUCCGCUCAUUCCUAUGAAAGAUCGGGCCAACAUGGAAUUGAAAACUUGUCCUGUAGAGCGACCACGCUCAACUACACCACUAAAUCCCUCACAUUUGGAAGAAUAUUGUGGCAUAGUUACACCCCAGGAACAAACUUAUGAAUUUACUGGUUCCGUGCCCGUACGUGGAGAGAAACUACGCAUCAGUCUGCCACGUAAAGACUCUACUAAGGAGCGGGUACAAAGCGCGAAGUCACCACGACGCCCAUCCAAUACGAGCGGAAAAUCUUGGUUCGAGUUCGCAGAAGAGGGCCUGCGCGCUACUGCGGCCAACUUGGAGCGUAAGGACUCCAAUAAGCAAUUGCUCACACAGCAACAACCAGAAGUGGAAACUAAAACAAAGGCGGCUGUUGGUAAGGCCAUCACAACUACAGUGCAAACUACACAAAAACAAAUCACAUCAACCUCUGGCACCACAUCAACGCAACGCAAACUUUCCGGGCACUGGAUAGAUUUCGAAAAUAUACCAGAAAAACGCAAGCCACCAAAGCGAAUCACGGCAUUGCCCAAAGAUGGGGCUAUAACAACAACUACUAGCAGCAGUCGAACUCAUGCCACCGCUUCGAGCGCCCAACAUGCAACGUAUACCCAAUCACAUGGGCAUGUACAUGGACAUCCACCACCACAACCCGAUGUGACUAUGGACGGCAAAAUCCAUUACAACUACGUGAAACCAGAAGAUUGUCAGUGCGAGUGUCACGAGGCAAAGCGCGAAGGGGGCGUCGGCGCUGAGGCAAGCGAUGAUGCAGGCACCGCCGGCGCGGAAGAUGAGGCUGAGGGCGUAGCAAGUAGCAAAUCCAUAACCAGCGUUGAUCUGCUACAGCAAGGUGAGGAUAUGUUGCCUCUGCUAGACCCCGACACACAGGAUGGAAUUGAGCCAAGUGACUCCUCACGUGAAUACAGCUGCUAUACGGAUGACGAGAUGGAUGUUCCAAUGCGACAGACUAGCUCAAGAUGCCCGAAGAGCAAUUCCUCAAAGUUGGACGAGUUUCCGCGUCGUGAUGUAUCACACAGUCCCCGCAAUCGGAAGUUUCCGGACAAUCGCAAGUGAGGCCUUUGGCGGUUCUGCAAUGAGUUUUUUGUUUUAUCUUUAAUUUCGUUGAGGAAAUUCGCUUAUCAAAACUUGUCAGUUGACUUGGAGUGGCUGGAGUAAAGCCCCUUUACUCCGCUUUUGUUAAUUUGUAAUCAUCCUUUUAAGAUGAGGUAGUAAAAUUUAGUCAGAUUUACACUUAAGUAGUCGAAAUAUUUUACAUUUAUUUGUGAAAGUAUGAUAGUUGCAAUAUUUAGAUUAUCUUUUUUUUACAAAUUUACUACACUUCGUUGGGAUCAGUGAUCUUUGUUUAAUGCUUUAAAUUAGUUAGUAAAAUGCAAUUAAACUGCCAAAAACCGUAGCGAUGGUGAAAUCGAAUCAAAUCUUUUCAUUACGCGGCACAGAAACGAACACCUUUUGAAAGGCACUCGAACACGAAAAUUGGCUAAGCAUUCAAAUCAGAACUUAUGAACCAUUUUAUAAGGAAUCAGCUAAUACUUACAAUACACACAUAUUACUACUACAAAUACAAGUACAUGCAUACGUAUAUACAACCAUAUAUAAAGCAUAUGAAAAGUUUACUUAUUAAUACACACAUACAUACUUAUACAUACGUACUCGUACAUGUUCGUCUCACUUACAUAAAUACUUGAUAUCAAAUUAGUUAGCUGAGGAUUUUUAUGAAUUUAGGAGCGCAAGAAAAUACACUUUAUACAAAAAUACGACACGCAAAUACUUGUAUAAGACACUCGGUUGCUUAACUUUUAGAGCUACUUGGUAGGGCAAUUGUGUUAAAGGGGGCUCGGGCUUCUUAGGAAGAAAUAUAGCGCAGAUGUAUUGAAUAAUUAACAUCUCAGUGUUAUUGUAAUUUCCCAAUAUUUGGAAACCAAAUUCCCGCUAAAAAUACUCUUAAAUAUAGAAAAUAUUGUCAGUGGUAUUGUUGAAGGAAACGAAAGUUGUUCAAGGCUGUUAUCAGAGCCUUUUGACAUUAAAUGUAUGUAUGCGUGUAUACUUGUCGUAGCUCUAAGAAUUGAAUUGCAUAUACAUACAUAUUUCGCUGGCCUGUAGUAGAGCACAUUAAAUUUGAAAUUAAGAUUUGAAAAAUUCUUAUGACAUUAAUAAAUGGGUCCUUUAGUAUUAGGAAUUAUGUGGCACCCGAUAGAGUUGUUUGACAAAUAUGAAUAAGAAAGAGUUGUUGUUGUUGUUUUGAAUAGAGAAUAAGCAAAAUCGACCCUAUUCAGAGUUCUAGAUGUUCAUCCAUGUAUUUUUAUAAAUCCACUAAAAAUCGAAAUUGAAGCCACACGCAUGCAGGUAUGUGUGCAUGCACGUAAAAAGUCCGAGUGCUUCUCAGAAACUUGAGCACUUACUUAUGCUUUCUAUCUUGAGAUUGCCACUCAGACUUCCUCUUCACGAGUGCAUACAAAUACCUUUUCGGAAAAGCGCUUAGAGCUUAGAGCAAUAAAUAAACUGGAAACUUGUAUGACUUUAGGUUGGUAUUAGAAAGGCGGAAGUGAUACCUACAGGGUGUGUACAGUAUUUGAGUGCAACUUGAGAGUAAAAGUAAUUCGCUUUUAUUUUUAACCAAAUUUUAAUGAAUCUUCACGAUUUUUUUACAAAACAUUAACCAUAAAAUCAUUCAAUAAAUUUUCAAUAACCUCCCCAAUCGGGGUCCAAAAACGAUUGCAUGCCCGAAUCAAAUGGGCUUAACGGUAUUGAUUGCAGCCUUCAGAGAAGAAAUGGUGUUAUUGUUUUCACGCUCAACUACGCCCCAUACCUUGUAAUCCAGGGGAUUAAGGUCUGGAAGUCAGUGCUCUCAGGCUGUUCAGUGUUUUUAUUUUUGCUUAGAAGGCGUUUUGUUGUUGCUGGUGUUGUGGCAGUAGCUUUGCCCUGUCAGUGUAGUGUAAAUCACCGGUCGUCUUCGUCGAGAUCAUCUAACGGAAGGCUCAGGAAACUUGCUGUUUCGACAGGUUGGGUUGACAGUCCAGAGGGAGAGGGGUGCUAGAUGAGCGUUUUGAUCGAAUAACUCGCUGUUCUCAUGCUUGCUCCGGCGUAAACUGCCUUCUGCGCAUAACGUAGGUUUUAUACCGAAGAUCCUCAAGAGCAACUCGACGGAUAAGACCUUAAGAAACAUUAACCUUCCUCGCAGAUCGGACAAUGUCAGAACGUUCCUCGGGGUUUUGUGUUUUGCAACAAAUUCUGUAUCGUCGCCUGAUGCUUCCAAUUCCCGGCAAACCUUAUGAACGAAUAAAGGGCGUACUUAAGAAAAUUAGAGAUUUCUAAAUCGGUGUGAUUUGCACAUAUGUAUUUGUAUCGCUUAUAAAUUCAGUUAUAGGGACUUAGGUGUAGAUAGUUUGACGUAUUUGCUGUCAUAAAAAAGUAACACGAAAUUUUCCAUGCUUUUGGUUAAUUAUCUUUCAUUUGUAAUAUUAAGCGCAUACCUCAACAAUAUUUUCCUCAAAGACAUUUCCAAUCAAAGUUUAAGGUAUUUUUAAUUUCUUUGAAUUUUCUGAUAAAAUUUGCUCGAUUUUCGCUCAAACUUCGAACCAAUGGCAGGAUAAAACGUAAGCUAUUUCCAUAACAGCUUCCAUUUUCAGGUGCCUCAAGCAAGCUUGUGCGCUUAUAGUGGAACUCCUUCACUUUUUCUCUUGCGAAUUUAUUUCUAACAAAGAAAGCCAAAAGUAUAGUGCGAAUGAGGGGUAUUUUAUUAUGGUAUUCAAGUUUUGGAAGCCAAAUAAAAUCGUAAAAAUUGUAUUGUGCUUUCUAAAUCGAAAAAUAUUAUUAUUCCAUUUUUUAUGAAAAUCUUAUUAUACAGUUCUGAAAUCAUAUAGCCAUUUAAACAUUUUGUAUAAGUCUCUGAUUAUGAUUUCCCUUUUUCUAAUAAACCAGAGAUAUUGCCGCAUAAGUGCGUCGUACUAUAAUCCCAUCUCUAACGCAAACCUUGCUAAACUACGAACUCCUUCAUGAUAUCCUUAAAAUUGAUACAAAAUUAUUACAAUAAAAACGUUUAUCGAAUUAUUGCAGACAAGACGUAUAGUUAAGUUGUUGGAAAUGCAUUUAAUUACCAAUUAAGAAUAUUUAAAAUAUAAUACAUGAAUACAAGAAUUUUAUUUAAGAAAGAAAUAAAAAAGGAAAAAAUCGCAGGCAACUAUAAAUCGGAAAAAAAACUUACAAAAAAUAUUUAAAAUGCGAGAAAAAUUGUUAAUCACUCAAAUAUUGACUUAUUGAACGGUAUUUAAUAUUAUUUAUUUCUAGUCAAAAUACAAAUGAAGAAAAAUUAAGUAAAGCAAUGCUUAAAGAUUUUCAACUUAUAAUUCGCAAGUAAUUGAAUUCAUGCACUUCAUUAACAUAUAAUAUAAUACUUACAAAACCUUUAAGUAUAAACAGGGAGGAGCAUUGAAUAAAAAGUACUACUAAAAUGUAUUAUAAGUUAAAGUGUUUUCUUUUUCAAAUUUUCCAUUGUUGUGUAAGCCAUUCAGGAUUUAUGUUUGCUAUUCGAAGCGCUUGUAAUGCAGUUUUUAAAUUAUCGUACCGAAACGCCAAAUUUGUGUGCUCGCUUGUCAAAUAGUCAAAUACCUUUGCCGUUAUGGCU